AUGGUACGAGAACGAGAUCAAGCUAACAGAAGAAGUUGUUUAGCAUUGGUUAAGCAACUUGAUGAUAUGGGCAGGAAGACCGAGAUGAAGACAUCUUGGCCAGAGUCCAUGGAAUGCGCGUUACUUUCCAGAAUGGCACCGUGGACUUGGUACAUUCGCAGACAACUCGCCGGCAUCGUAAUCGACAUCGUCAGUGCGUCUUGUCGUUCUCAGCGCCAGCCUCAGCUGCAACCCGCCAAAGGGACAAGUCAACUGUCUGUUGGUCAGUCCUGA
Molecule: messenger RNA, 273 nt
Organism: Protopolystoma xenopodis
Lineage: Eukaryota; Metazoa; Platyhelminthes; Monogenea; Polystomatidea; Polystomatidae
Source: the annotation of a GenBank genome assembly